Molecule: messenger RNA, 423 nt
Organism: Suillus clintonianus
Lineage: Eukaryota; Fungi; Basidiomycota; Agaricomycetes; Boletales; Suillaceae
Exons: 2
Coding region: 1-423 (140 amino acids)
Source: RefSeq, a predicted model, not a curated record
AUGUCUCCAGACGAACUCCGCACUCCUGUGUUUAAUUACUCGCGUUUGUUCCAACGGGCUUCUAUAGCAGAGACUAUCUUCACGGUGUUCAAAGUAGCAUCAGAGAAGGCUCAAAACCGUAUUCCCGUUCGUUUCGAGGCUGAGUGGGUUGAGUGCGACAACAUCAAAGAUAUUCACCCCAGCCGCGGCAAUCGACGUGGGUCCCCCCAGGAAAUCGCCAUGUACUGCACACAGCCCGGUGCACAACACAGCCAUUGGGCGCCUGGCGUGUUCACAAGAAUGGCUGUUGCUUCACUCACCUCACUUGCAUUACAAUGGGGGACAGUCGGAGCAGCAGCAGCCCAAGCUGCACUGUUGAAGGCUACCUGGAUCGAUGCUCUUGUCCUGGCGUGUACUUCAGCGUCAAUUUCCUUGGUCUUGUGA